Molecule: messenger RNA, 1579 nt
Organism: Plutella xylostella (diamondback moth)
Lineage: Eukaryota; Metazoa; Arthropoda; Insecta; Lepidoptera; Plutellidae
Source: RefSeq, a predicted model, not a curated record
GGUGGGCGCGGGGGGCGCGGUGGGCGCGGGGGCCUUCCCCGCGGUCUCAGACACCUUGCACAGGAACGCUGUGCUCGUAGACUUCGAUUGUGAUGGAGUUGUGGAACAUAUCAAGGAGGUGCCCCUGGGCGAGCGCGCGUGGGUGGUGGCGCUAGGGGCGCCGGGCGCGGCGCUGGCGGCGGCGCGCGCGCUGCCGCUCACACUCUCCUCGCAGCUGCUGCUACUCGUGCAACACCCAACCGAGUGGCACGCAUAUGACAUUCACACUCGAUACUUCAAGAAGAACACCCCCUUGAACGUCACAUUCUACGGGUCGUAUUCCGAGGAGAACCUUCGCUUGGGGAGCGCGGCGCGCGCGGAGGACGCGGCGGUGGCCAGCCCGCCCUCGCUGCUGCUGGGCGCCGGGAACUACUCCCACGAUGAACUACAGGCCAAGUUUAACGAACUAGAAGCAAAUGUUAUGGCAGCGCUGGCGGCGGCGGCGGGGCGCGGGGCGCCGCGGCGGGCGGCGCUGCGCGGGCGCUGGCUCGUGCUGCUGCCGGGCACGCUGCUGCGCCGCCGCUACUCGCUGCACAACGCCACACUCGUCGGCACCUUUGUGAUCAACCAGAAGCCGCGGCAUCUGUCGGACGCGCGCUACAUGUACAGCGUUGCGGCGCGGCACCUGGACGCGCACCCGCGGUACACGCUGCUGGUCGUCACCUACAUGCAGGACAUGUUCCACUUCCAGUUGUCGAUAUUCCGGUCGGAGCAGUGGGCGGUGCUGCGCAACGGCUCGUGGUCGGGCGUGGCGGGCGCGCUGCGCGAGGGACGCGCGGACGUGGGGCUGGCCCCGAUGGCCGUGAAGGCCGUACGCCUGCAGGCGCUCGAGUUCGCCGGACUCGUGGCCGAGGUCGAACUGCCUACAGUGUUCCGGCAGCCGGAGGUGGCGGCGUCGCCGUCGCUGAGCGAAUUCACGUCGCCGCUGACGGGCGCCGCGUGGGCCGCCGCGCUGCCGCUCGCCGCCGCCGCCGUCGCGAUGCUCGCCCUCACUGCCACGCUUGAGACCAUCUAUCUUGGAAGCGCCGAUAACUACAGAGCCAACUUUGGAGAUAUGCUUCUUGACUUCGUUAAUAUAUUUUACUUAGAUGCGUCGUGGCGCGAGUGCGGGCUGUGGGCGGGGCGCGGCGCGGCGCUGGCGGCGGGCGUGCUGGGCCUGCUGCUCAUGCAGUUCUACUCGGCGUCGCUGCUGGGCGCCGUGCUGGCGCCGCCGCCGCGCCUCAUCGCCUCGCUGCAGGACCUGCUCCGCAGCGACCUCGCCUACAAGGUCGAGGACGUCGCCUACCAGCGGCAGUUCUUCAAGGAACACAUGGACAUUCCAGAAAUAGCUGCACUGUACAACACGAAGAUUUUAAAAGGACCUCUUCCCCCGUUUGUUGAUAAUGCAGUCGGGGUCAAGCAUCUUAUGGAGGGAAACUUUGCUUUUCAGUGCACGGGCACGUACCUGUGGCACGAGGCGGCGCGCUGGGACGACGCGCUGCUGUGCUCGCUGGACGAGCUGCGCGUUUUCCCGCGCAUGCAGCAGUACGUCUCUCAGUAG